Molecule: messenger RNA, 4537 nt
Organism: Trachemys scripta elegans
Lineage: Eukaryota; Metazoa; Chordata; Testudines; Emydidae
Product: G protein-activated inward rectifier potassium channel 4-like
Exons: 4
Coding region: 2109-3947 (612 amino acids)
Biological process (GO): potassium ion import across plasma membrane; regulation of monoatomic ion transmembrane transport
Cellular component (GO): plasma membrane
Molecular function (GO): inward rectifier potassium channel activity
Source: RefSeq, a predicted model, not a curated record
CGGUGGUGGCGACUUCCAGUUGCUACCGACCUGGGACGAAUUUGACUUACUGAACAUUGAAUCCAGCCGAUCCAUCCCAGGCCCGAUCCCUGGAGGCAGAACACUCGGGAUUGUCGCUUACUAGGAAACAUGUUACCCAGGACUGUUUUGUUUAUUUCCAGGGCCUCCUUCAUCCCCAUGAUCCUAAAGUGCAUGCAGGUCUCCGUACUGUUGUUUGGGAGGGUAGGUUUAAACUUUAAACAUACCAGCAAGGUAUUAACCGGAGGAGGAUGGGGGGAAUUGUAUUGUUUUCCAAACUGACCUGUAAAUUAAGAAUGCAUUUGAUGUCUUCAGACAUCGUUUACCUGAACUCUGACUGCAAGUUACUAAGAGAGAUUAAACUACUGUAUUAAUAGCCCGCGAGCCGUUUAAGGCACUGGCUAAGCAGUUAUUUAUAACCGGGACGCUACCUGUGCUAUUUUUAACCCUCUCUCUGUAGGGAACUAGGUUUAAAUGUAGCAUGUGGCUUACGCUGCUCUGAGGAGGUAUUGAUAGGCUGCAAGCUGUUAGUUACCAGGACCAGACAACACAACACGGUGGUGUUAGAGCCUGAAUCAUUAGCAGAGUCGCUGGACAGGCCUAUGCUAUGUCAUCGCCUGGUUGAAUGAAACAGUCACAAAAUGUCAGGUCUUUGUUUAUGGACCUGAUGAGAGCUGGCAUUGUGGGGGGAAUUGAGGGGUUGUGUUUCUUAGCAACAGCUGACCCCUCCCACCCAAAGACAGAGAGAGAAUAUAGUCCCUGAUGGGUGGCAUCAUGAAUGUUAGAGCAGGGAAAAUUCCCCCUUGCAGAACUCCUUAUUAGAGCUGGGAAUGCCUUCUAGUCUUUGCCCUGCGGGCCAGGGGCUUGCCCGAGCUAUGCUUUUGGUUAGACCAUGUACUAGCACAGCCAUUGCCCCGCGACCCUCCUCUAACUGCGGCUUGUUACUCACCUGCUGCAUCUUGUUUUUAACUGAACUGGGAGCUCUUUGGGGCAGGGACCGUGUCCUCCUCUGGGUGGCGGAGGCGCCCAUCUUGGUCAGGGCUUCUGGGUGCUAGACAGUACAUCGUGCUCCCUUCAGGGAACGCAAGAGCUGUGUUGAGGAAUCCCAGAGCAGGAAGGGGCUGAGCCUACAACGCCGUCUCAGGAGUGGGUGACUGGGGCUACCUGCCAUGCUGUGACCCCGUUUGAUCCCCUAUUAGAAACCGAAGAACGGUUCUUUCCCCAGCACUCCUUGUCUCAGUCCUUUCCCCUUUCUAGCACCGUCCAGCGUCACAGGUAGGAGUGCGCGGAGCUCUGCGAUCCUGCUGGGAGGUCGGUGUUAUCCGACAGUUCACAUAUGGGGAAAUGCCGGGUAGGCUCUUCCCAGGGGUUUGUGCAGCACCUAGAACAGUGGGGUCCUGGUCCAAGAAUGGGGCUAGUAGGUGCUACCACAGUACAAACAAUAAAUAACUGCUAAUGUCUUAGAAGUAGAACCGACGAGUCCUGUCUCACAGUGCUUUAGCCAGAACUAUCUGUCGGCUGUCUGUCAGUGCGGUGCUGGGCAGAGCCAGGCUCGGGUCCUUGGGCCAGGGGUUAGCUAACGUUUUGCUCCAAGCCGGCGGAAGGGGAAGCCCCCUUCUGUGUGCUGCACACGCUGGAGCAGAAGCCCUGGGAGAUUAACCCUGCAGGCUCCAGCGUCCCCCAGGCAGCAUGUCUCCUCCUUGCCCAAGCCUUCCUGAUUAAAUCAUCUUGAGGUAAUUCUGCGUGUCAUUGAGACAGAUUAACGGGUGACCUUCUUCUCCCAGAAUGGGAUUGGAAGCUGACGCCGAGCUCCCUUACCCUGCGCGCUGCGAGAGGAUUUGCAUCCAGAACUGAUGGGAAGAUGCGUGGAGGCGGAUGGGAUUCCAAACCUUAGGCUGGCCCCAGCCCAGUGACGAGGCUCCGGAUUGCGUCGGGAAGGUCGGUGGGAGAGUCGGCUGGAAGGAGAGGGGUUGCACACCUUGGGCUCGCCUGUUCCUGCCCUGGCCGGGCACUCAGUUGGAAAGAUGAGCAGGACUCCCCACCGGAGAAGGUGCAAAGCCCUGGGGUAGCGCCCCGGCCCCCGAUCAGCCAUGGUGCUGCCCAUCGCCAGCAGCAGCAUGGAGCUGCAGCAGGACAACGGGCUCUGUGUCUGCAACAACAUCGGCGGCUGCCGGCUGAAGUACGAGGAGCCUCGGAGCCGGAGGAACUCCAUCCCCCCCGUGCAAACUCCCACCGCCAAGCACAUGCUUGCCUACCUGCCCCGGCCCCCGACGGACACCAGCAGAUAUGGCGCCUUCCCUCAGAAGCCUGAAAUGAUGGUCAUCCCUAUGGGCCUAUCAGAAGAGAGCCAACAGCAAACAGACCCUGCGGUUGAAAAGAAAAAUGCCCCGAUGUCAAACUUUGUGCCCCACUCCUGUGGCUCAAACAUCCCCAAUGACAGAUCAGUCCUUCAGAGGAGACUCAGUAUGGUGGAGCAGACCAGCACAGGUGCGGUGGUACCCAUGAAGCACCGGCCCAGCGUCUCCAUCAACACUGAAGAUUUGCCCAAGUACCGCCGGGCAUCGCGCAAUGAUCCCCUGCCUCCACUCCGGGACAUCAACACCCGGUGGUACCCACGGCAUGCUCUCAGUGUGCCCAACAUCCCCAACUCAGCACGGAAAAAAACGCCCACCCGGAGCAUUGUCUCCGUGACCCCCUCAGAGAAACCUCAGAACCGGCGCUGCAAGCUCAUGGACGACGAUCGGCAGUUCAGCUCCGCCAACAAGCAGCAGCGGCAGCGCUAUGUGACCAAAAUGGGCAAGUGCCAGGUGAAUCUGGGCCGCAUCCAGGAAAAGAAGAGGUUCCUGUCGGACAUUUUCACCACCAUUGUGGACCUCAAGUACCGCUGGUUCCUCUUUGUCUUCAUGAUGUGCUACAUCGUCACCUGGGUGGUCUUUGGCAUCAUCUACUUCUUCGAUGCCUGGAUUAGGGAUGACGUCAACCACAUAGGAGACCCGGAGUGGAAGCCUUGCAUCGAGAAUGUGGACAAUUUCAUAUCUGCCUUACUUUUCUCCGUGGAAAGUCAAAGGACCAUUGGUUAUGGCUCCCGGAUUGUGACAGCCGAUUGCACUGAGGGCGUCAUUUUGCUGAUGGCCCAGUCCAUCGUUGGGUCCAUGAUAGAUGCCCUCAUGGUGGGAUGCAUGUUCGUCAAGAUCUCCAGGCCCAAGAAGCGCGCCCAGACCUUAAUAUUCAGCAAGAAGAGCGUUGUCUCCCACCGGGAUGAGAAACUCUGCCUGAUGUUCCGCAUCGGCGACCUCCGGGACAGCCACAUGGUGGAUGCGAAAAUAAGGGCCAAACUGAUCAAAUCCAGACAAACCAAGGAAGGGGAGUUCAUCCCCUUGGAGCAGUCGGAGCUGAACCUGGGCUAUGACACAGGGGAGGACAGGCUCUUCUUGGUGGAGCCACAGAUCAUCUGCCAUGUCAUCAAUGACCACAGCCCCUUCUGGGAAAUGACAGCAGAGUCGCUGAAGAGGGAGCAGUUUGAGAUCAUUGUGAUCCUGGAGGGCAUCGUGGAAGCCACAGGAAUGACAUGUCAAGCCCGGACCUCUUACAUAGAGGACGAGAUCCUUUGGGGAUAUCGGUUCGAGCCCUGCAUGACCCUGGAGAAAGGAGCCUUUCGAGUAGACUACAGCAGGUUUGAGAAGACAUUUGAGGUGCAGACCCCAGCAGCCAGCGCCAAGGAGAUGUACGAACUGAAGGAGAUAGAACGUCAGGACCAGUCCACCCUGAGCUUGUACUGGGACCACCUGGUGCAUCCCUGCUUCUCAGCCGAGCUGAACGAUGUCCUGCAGGAUGAGAGUCCCAGUGAGGAAACCCUGGCCAGGCUGGGCAUCCCCAACAUCACAGAGGAGGAAACGAGUGCUGAGUUCCAGAGCCAGAUCGGUAUCUGAGCUCCUCCCCAACACAGAGUGACAGGAGACACCCCAGUGCAGCCACUUGUCUGCCCCAAGUACGAGUGCUGCUGCUUUGCAUCCGGAGAUGUCCCUGGUGCAAGCAGGGGGAGAGGCAAGGGGAAAGAUGCACUGCUGCUCUCCGGCCAACCUGAGCGUGCAUUGAGGUCUUCACCAGUGAGCUCUGUGGUGGAGCCAUUGUGCUCUCUCUCUCUCUCUUUCUCCAAUACAGGUAGUUGAUGCUACCUUCCUAUGGAGGAGGCGGUGGGGUUAGAGACCCCUGUAGCUCCCUUCUCCAGGCUGGGGUAAGGGACCAGGGAAAUGUGGAACAAGGGCUUGGGCCACACAGCCUGGAGGCUCAUCAGCCAUUGACUGUUAUGUGGAGGAAAUGUCACCUUCCCUGUGCGUAUAAGGUGCUGCCCCGGGGUAGGUCAUAAGCAGCAGAGAUCAACUUGAGACCUGUAGAUCUUACGGCCUGUGCUAAAUGGCUAGCUCAAGGGCUGUAGCAGAGAGUGACCGAGAGCUCCUCUGUGUGGGUGACAUGACACAAGAAUUAACAAUCCCACCUUCAGACACCCCAGGGAGUGCCG